UGUCGUAACGAAUUAAAAUCUAAAUUAACAGUUAAUUAAUACUAGUUUAUUAUAUUCCUCUGUUCUUUUCUCCAUCAUAAACGUUUUAAUUUAAAUCCAUGUUGCUUCUGUCCUUUUAAUUUUUCAAUCUUUUAACCUUAACCAAAAAUAAAUAAAAUGUUGGACUCAUGGAAGAAAAACAAGUUUUAUUCAAAAUGCAAGUCUACAAUCAAUCAGACCAAAACUCGAAUCGAAAUGAUCAGGAAGAAGAGAAAUUCAAUGCAGAAACACUUGAGGAAUGAUAUAGCUGACCUUGUUAAAUCUGAAUUGGAUGUCAAUGCCUAUGACAGAACUGAAGGGCUUCUAGUUGAGCUGAAUCUCUUGAGUUGUUAUGAUUUCUUGGAUCAAUAUUGUGAGCAGAUCCUUAGUCACCUUGACACCAUAAGUACACAGAGGGAAUGCCCUGAGGAUUGCAAGGAACCUGUAGGAUCUUUGAUGUUUGCUGCAGCAAGACUAGCAGACCUGCCUGAAUUACGUCAACUUAGGACGAUGCUUAAUGAAAGAUAUGGAAAUUCCCUUGAAUCUUGUGUCAAUAAUCAGUUUGCUGCGAAAUUAAAGCCAGUACCGCAUAAAAUGGACGUGAAACUACAGUUGAUGCAAGAUAUAGCAGCAGAAUAUGGCUUAGAAUGGAAUUCAAAAGCUUUGCAACAGAGGCUUUAUGAACAAGAGCACGCGGAUGUAGCAAGUAACAAUAAAAAAUCUAAAGAUGCUCAUCAUAUCGAAUCAAGAGAUGAUGAUUCAGUUGAAAAUGCUAACUCAGAACAAAAAUCACUUAGGAUGAAACAUCUAGAUCAGUCCGGUCAUAAAGAUUCAGGACAUAAACCAAAUGGUGAAAUCUCUAGUCAUAGAAAUCGAGAAGGUCCACCAGGCAGAACAACAUCUCUUCCAAUUGAAUUGGAACAAAUAACUCCGGAAGAGCUAAUGAAAGGACAUACCCGAGCAAAAUCUUAUACGCCUGAUGUGUUUGGUCAUGUCCAUCCAAGGGUACCAAACUAUGAGGAGGUUGUCGCUCGCCUUACAGAUCUUGGUGGAAAAUCAAAAGAAUGAAUUUCUGUUAAAUUUUAUUUUUCGAUCUUACACACUAUACAUUACUCCUUCAGUAUGAAAUAAUUUGAUUGUAAAUAUGCUCAUAAUAUAAAGUCUCUAUGAGUAUUUGACACAUUCAAUGAGUCACUUGAGUUUCUAGCAGUGACUCUUUGAAUUCAUAGAAUGUCUACCGCUGGAACUUGCAGCCUAUUGAAAAUUUGAAACACAUGCAUGAGGGUUGAUUUCUCA
This is a messenger RNA of Solanum pennellii, 1314 nucleotides long. Its product is annotated as IST1-like protein. The transcript is spliced from 5 exons. Gene Ontology annotation, biological process: protein transport. The record is from RefSeq and is a predicted model, not a curated record. Bases 157 to 1086 code for a protein of 309 amino acids. NCBI's taxonomy places the organism in Eukaryota, Viridiplantae, Streptophyta, Magnoliopsida, Solanales, Solanaceae.